Closterium sp. Naga37s-1 is the source of this 3922-nucleotide messenger RNA. NCBI's taxonomy places the organism in Eukaryota, Viridiplantae, Streptophyta, Zygnematophyceae, Desmidiales, Closteriaceae. The record is from the annotation of a GenBank genome assembly.
CUCUCUGCACCACAAUGAACUAUCGGGCCCCAUUCCCCCUUUCAUCGACCAAGCCAAGCUCCUCUCCCUCCUGGACCUAAGCAGCAAUGGCUUCACAGGGCCCAUUCUGCCUCAGAUCGCCACUCUCACCAACCUCACCACCUUAAGCUUGGGUGGCAACGAGGGAUUGGUUGGCAGCAUUCCAGAGGCAAUAGGCAACCUCACGUCUCUGGAGUCUCUCAAGCUGGGGUCAACUCAGCUCAAUGGCACCCUGCCUCUCAGCCUGAGCCGUCUCGCUCAACUCACCAUGCUUGACAUCAGCAACACGGCCAUCAGCGGCUCAGUACCUGCUUUUCUCGGAAACCUCUCUGAUUUCCUCACCUUCAUGAAGAGCAGCAGCAUGACAUGCAACAGCACCACCGACAGCAGCAGCAGUGUGUGCGCUCUAGUCAGCCCCUCAACAGUCUCCCGCAACUCAGCCUUCUGCCGGGAGUGCCCCGACCUCUGCUCCACCUGCCUCCCAGCCGCUCCCCCGCCCACCGACCCCUCACAACCCUCAGGCUCCUCCUCCUCCUCUUCUUCUACCGGGCUCAUAGUUGGGGUGGCGGUGGCAGUGGCCGUGCUGCUGCUCCUGCUGCUGUGGGCGGUGCUGUGGUGGUGGAGAAGACGGGAGCAGGGGGAGAAGCAAGGCCCAUCUCCGUUUACUGUGGCAGUGGGGGAAGGCGAGGAGCCAAUCGACUGCCAGCAGUAUUCCAUAGAGGACAUGCGACGGGCCACAGCGGACUGGUCCUCGCGGAACCGCAUCGGCACGGGGGGCUUCGGAGACGUGUUCAGGGGGGCAUCUCCGUACGACCCGAGUGUGUUCUGGGCAGUGAAGCGGGCGCGCGUACUGACGAAUGACUUCCUGAAGGAGAUCGAGCACAUGGCGAGCAAGAACCAUCCGUGCCUGGUGCGGCUGCUGGGUUUCUGCCACGACUACAACCCGCGCACGCAGCGCAUGGAGCAGAUCGUGAUCUAUGAGUUCAUGGAUAAUGGCGACCUGUCCCAGUGGACCAAACCAGACGGCAAGCACCUGACAGCGGCUCAGCUGCUGGACACGCUGCUAUCAGUGGCACAGGGGCUGGCGUACCUGCAUGGCUUCGACAUCGUGCAUCGAGACAUCAAGCCGGGGAACAUCCUGCUGGAUAAGAGCAUGCAGGCGAAGCUGUCAGACUUUGGGCUGCUGCGGAUGAGUGAGAGCAGCACGGUGAAGUCAACGCGGGUGAUGGGCACACCAGGCUAUGUGGACCCCACUUAUGCUCAGACCCGCAAGGCCACCACUGCAGCUGAUGUGUACAGCUUUGGCAUUUUGAUUCUCGAGCUCCUCACGAGCAAGAAGGCCGUCUUUCCUGUCAACAACCGCCCCGUUCACCUCCGAGACUGGGUGUCCCAGCAGCUGCACCCAGAUGCUCACAAUGCAAAGCUGGACGAUCCCACUGCUAUUCUUCCAAUAGAUCCACCACCAGAGCUGCCCGCAAGCACGGAUCUCCUGGAUGUGAUCGAUCCACGCCUGGCCAUGCCUCAACCCGCAGCGCUGCGCCUGCUCCACCUCGCCCUCUCCUGCACCACCAUGUCGCUCGCCUCCCGCCCCUCCAUGAUGAAGCUUAAUCUGCCUGUUCCCAUCAACCUUGGUGCUGGUGCCCGUGCCACGAGCAGAGUGGAGCUACUUCCAUGGUGGUGCGGUCCGUGGAUCGCGCUGUCUCUCCAUGCUCGGAUGCACCUAACCGACGCAACGCCUCUCCACGCAGCCUCCUGCAGUCUCACUCCCACUCCCCCACCUCCUACUGCAUCCUCGUCUGCUGCUGCUGCUGCUGCUGCUGCUGCUGCUGCUGCUUCUGCUGCUUCUCUCGCUGUCGCCACCCCUUUUGCUCAUGAGACCACUAUCACUGACGUGACCUCUGCUGUCGCCACUAGUACUAUCGAUACUUAUCCCACGGCUCCGUCUGCUUCCACGUCAGCUCCAGCCGUACCGUGCGGCGAAGAGUCAGGGCCUCUUACCGAUAUUCCCCCUCGCACCGCGUCGCCUGUACCCGAGAUCUUUCCUCGAACCGCGUCGUCUGACGGUGACGUAGCACAACUGCCGACUCCGUCGUCGCCCGGCGUCGUCGCCGAAGAGUCAGCGACUGCGUCGCAGAUAAUCCCUCGCAUCUCAGCCGUUGACGGUGCCGUCGCCGAUAUCGCAGCGCCUUCGUUUCCCAGACCGGUAGCCGAAGCGCCAGAGCCGGUUUCUGACACUGUUCCUCGCGCCACGACCGUAGAAGCGAGCAUCACGCGUCGCGCAAAUCCGUCUGCUUUCGCAGCUGCGCCGGCGACUCUCACAGCCGUUCCUUCUCCGAACGCCGCUCCUCCUGCUCCGUUCGCUCCUAGCCGUUGGAUCUGGCUGGCGUCCCCGAUCACCAUUUUCCUGUCGCUCUUUCACCCCGUCCUCCUCUGCGCAGCCGACAUGUGGCAGCUGGUGCGGCGACUAAUCGGCCACGUCACCAGCGCUACUGCAGGUCGCCCGGGCCUCUGGACGGCGUCAGCAGCGGCGGCGAGAGGGGAGGCGCAGGGGAGCGGCGGCGCGGCGAAGCGGGUGCGGUGGGAGGAGGAGGAGGUGGCGUGCGGCACGGAGCACACGGUGGUGUAUCUGCUGCUGCAGAGCGGCCGCCUCUCCCCCCGCGGGCUUGCCACGCUCGCCUGCCUCUGCCGCUCCUUCCGCCAUGCGUGUGAGGACGAGAUGCUGUGGCAUCUGGUGUGCAUCGUGCAUUGGCCCAGCCUCAACGCUCCAGACCUUGAAGCCAGAAUACGAGCGAGCGGUGGUUACAAGAGGUUCUGCCGUUUGCUCCACACGCCCUGUGGGGAGGUCCAGUCCACCAUUCCAGCAGGCCACGUGGACGAGUUUGUGUCUGACGUCAUCUUCCUUGUUGACGUGUCGUACCGUGGUUCGCCCAUCUUCGCGCGUCGCAUCAACGGGGCGAGUGACCUGGAGCACCUGCAGCAGCCCGACUCGUUCGCCUUCAGGCUGCCAGACAUCAAUGUGGGCGCAGUGCUGGUGGACGGCAAGCCUGGGCUGAGCAGGCGGGCGUUGGAGCGCGCAGCGAGGGAGCUGCAGGUGUCGUGUCUGGCGCUCAGGGGGCGCGACGACUGCUUUGCUGUGCUGCUCAACGCUGCCACCUCACAGAACAGCAUCAUUGGCGGGACGGUAUAUGCUACUUUCCAACGCCACUUUGCCUUGCCAGGCACCCUCACGCACACCAACUUGGCAGUCGACUGCAUCGUCACCGUCACCUCCCGCGCUCGCUACGUCGACCCCGCCGCCCAACCGGAUGGCGCCGCCGCCCAUCCAAAUGGGAUAAGGGAUGGGCAGAUUAAUGGGUUCCGGGAAGGGGGUGGCAAUGUAGGGCAGAUGAAUGUGUUCCAGGCAGGGAUGGGCGGUGUAGUGGCAGGAGGAGGAGCAGCUGCUGGUGGCGCUGAUGCUGGUGGUGCUGCUGGUGCUGCUGGUGCUGCUGGUGGUGUUGCUGAUGCUGGUGGUGCUGCUGGUGCUGCUGGUGCUGCUGGUGCUGCUGGUGCUGGUGCUGCUGCUGCUGCUGCUGCUGCUGCUGCUGCUGCUGCUGCUGCUGCUGCUGCUGGUGCUGCUGGUGGUGCUGGUGAUGGUCCUGCCGCUGCUGUUGCUUCUGCGGCUGCUGCAACAGCGGCAGCAAUAGCAGGUGCAGGCACAGCAGCAGGAGCAGCACUGGCAGCAGCAGCAGCAGCAGGAGCAGCACUGGCAGCAGCAGCAGCAGGGCCAGGGCAUGUGCAUGGGGAUACAGUGUUGGAUGUGGUGUUGGGGCAGCUGGGGUUUCAGAUCAAGGUGGAGUGCGGGCAGGGGGAGGCGAGGCAGACCAAGCCGAGUGUGGGCGACUGGCACGACCUCAAGUGGAAGUGA